GUGCUAGAGGUAGAGACGCCGACAACAGAACGAGUCCCGGAUGGGUUGACCACUGAAGUCCUGUUGGACGAGGAGGGCGAUGACGUGCCCGAACAGAGGGAGGAGGAUUAUCCUAAUCGUGUUCCUCCAGAGGAACGUCUGUCUGUUAUUCUCAUUGGACCACCCAAGACGGGCAAGUCUACGAUUGCUCACGCGCUGGAAGUGGAGCAUUUGAGGAAACGCCUCACUGUAGACGAGUGCAUCGAUUGGGUUCUCAGCAACCCUAAGAGCAUCCGAGAUGAUUAC
Messenger RNA from Perkinsus marinus ATCC 50983, 285 nucleotides. RefSeq lists its product as hypothetical. Lineage: Eukaryota; Perkinsozoa; Perkinsida; Perkinsidae. The annotation marks the transcript as partial. The transcript has a single exon. The record is from RefSeq and is a predicted model, not a curated record.